CGUCAUGGCAGCUUUCAGUUCACUGGACCGUGCCCACUCGAGCCGCACGAACCCACUCGACGACCACCGAGACAGAAACACAAUAUUUCUCCUUUAACGAAAACUUCCUGGAAUCAGCGAUGGCGAUGGACGGCUUAGAAAUGAACGGAGAUGCUGACCAUAACGGAGACACGGAGGUUCCACUGCGCGGUCCUACGAGGCAGCGGACGAGGCCGUUGAACAUGAACCACUACGCCAACAAGAAGAGCAUGGCAGAGAGCAUGCUGGACGUGGCGCUGCUGAUGGCCAACGCGUCGCAGCUGAAGGCUGUGAUGGAACAAGGGCCGAGCUUCUCCUUCUACGUGCCGCUCAUCGUGCUCAUCAGCGUCUCCCUCAUCCUACAAAUCCUGGUCGGGAUUCUGCUAAUUUUCAUCGGUAAGACUUGUUUCAUAAGGGACCCAGGAACAAAACAAGGAUUUGUAUCGGGGAUGCCAUUGAAAGAUGGAGACGAUUGAAGGCGGAGAAGAUUUUUUCAUCUGACGCCAAACUUGCAAAUUUUCUCCUUGAUAGGUAAGUAAGGCAUUUAUGUUUUUUUUAUUAAUUGUAAUGAAUUAAAAUUGACAUUUUGUAUAUACAUUCGUGGUCAAAAGUUUACUUACACUUGGGAAGGACAUAAUGUCAUGGCUAUCUUGACUUUCCAAUAAUUUCUACAACUCUUAUUUUUUUGUGAUAUAGUGAUUGGAGCACAUAGUUGUUGGUCAUAAAAAUCUUUCAUGAAGUUUGGUUCUUUUAUGUAUUUAUUAUGGGUCUACUUGUGGUGAUCUGAAUUUUCCUUGCUCAUUCCUGUUUUUGUCUGCACACCAUGUUCACUCUCUCGCUCGUCCACAGUAUGGAUUGCAGCUGGCGCAGGGCAGCAGCACACACCUGAUGUUGAUUAGGGUCAGCCUAUUUAACCUGGCUGCUGACGGCCUGGGAGCGCCGGAACUUUGUCAACUGCUUGCCACAGACGCAUGUGUCAUUUGUCUCGCCAGCCGACUCUAGUUCGACUUGUGCAUCAUCUUAGGUUUGCCUGUAUUUAUCUAGCCUAGUCUAGCGCUUUUAUUUUGUACCUAGUUUUUCUGUUUAACUUCUUUCAUGAAGUAUUUUUCCUAGCCUUGUCUAGCGCUUUUAUUUUGUACUUUGUUUCUCUGUUUAACUUCUUUCAUUAAGUAUUAUUCCUAGCCUUGUAUAGCGCUUUUGGUUUAAUGUUGGUAAUUUAUCGUUGUAGUUUUACAUGGUGUGUUUUUGUGUUAACCACCAUCGCCUUUGUUUUGCGACGUCAUCCUUCCUCCAAAAUAAAAGGAAGAACUAUUCUCCACAAACAAAAUGUCUCUGCAUCCUUGGGAUCCACCUCACCAGAUCCUAACACUACUGAAAAUGUGACCAAAUCUGCUGUGGUCAAACAGCUCAAUUUUUGUUUCAUCUGACAUCACAUGGACAAAGAUAAGACCUGGAGAAAAGUUCUGUGGACAGAUGAAACCAAAAUUGAGCUGUUUGGCUACAAUACCCAGCAAUUUGUUUGGAGGAGAAAAGGUGAGGCCUUUUAAUCCAAGGAACACCAACCCUACCGUCAAGCAUGGUGGUGGUAGUAUUACACUCUGGGCCUGUAUUGCUGCCAAUGGAACUGGUGCUUUACAGAGAGUAAAUGGGACAAUUAAAAAGGAGGAUUAUCCAAUUCUUCAGGACAACCUAAAAUCAUCAGCCCGGAGGUUGGGUCUUGGGCACAGUUGAGUGUUCCAACAGGACAAUGACCCUAAACACAGGUCAACAGUGGUAAAGGAAUGGCUAAAUCAGGGUAGAAUUAAGGUUUUAGAAUGGCCUUCCCAAAGUCCUGACUUAAACAUGUGAACAAUGCUGAAGAAACAAGUCCAAGUCAGAAAACCAACAAAUUUAGCUGAACUGCACCAAUUUUGUCAAGGAGAAUGGUCAAAAACUCAACCAAAAGCUUGCCAGACUCUUGUGGAUGGCUACCAAAAGUGCCUUAUUGCAGUGAAACUUGCCAGGGGACAUGUAAGCAAAUAUUAACAUUGCUGUAUGUAUACUUUUAACCCAGCAUAUUUGGUCACAUUUUCAGUCGACCCAUAAUUUCAUAAAAGAACCAAACUUAAUGAAUGUUUUUUGUGACGAACACGUAUGUGCUCCAAUCACUCUUGUUUUAAAUUACUAAAAUGAAUAAACACAUUGUUAUAAAACCCACUAUUUAAAAAAAUAAAUGUACUUUCUACAUAUUCAGUGGCCUAGUGCAUUGGUUCUCAAAUGGGGGUACGCGUACCCCUGGGGGUACUUGAAGGUAUGCCAAGGGUUAUGUGAGAUUUUUUUUUUAAUAUUCUAAAAAUAGCAACAAUUCAAAAAUCCUUUAUAAAAAUAUUUAAUAAUACUUCAACAAAAUAUGAAUGUAAGUUCAUAAAUUGUGAAAAGAAAUACAACAAUGCAACAUUCAGUGUUGACAGCUAGAUUUUCUGUGGACAUGUUCCAUAAAUAUUGAUGUUAAAGGUGUAUUUUUUUGUGAGGGUUUAGAAUUAAGUUGAUGAAUCCAGAUGGAUCUCUAUUACAAUCCCCAAAUAGGGCACUCUAAGUUGAUGAUUACUUCUAUGCGUAGAAGUCUUUAUAAUUGAAUCUUUUGUUUAUUUUUCAACAAGUUUUUAGUUAUUUUUUAUAUCUUUUUUUCCAAAUACUUCAAGAAAGACCACCACAAUUGAGCAAUAUUUUGAACCGUUAUACAAUUUAAUAAAUCAGAAACUGAUGACAUAGUGCUGUAUUUUACUUCUUUAUCUCUUUUUUUCAACCAAAAAUGCUUUGCUCUGAUUAGGGGGUACUUGAAUUAAAAAAAGGUUCACAGGGGGUACAUCAGUGAAAAAAGGUUGAGAACCACUGGCCUAGUGGUUAGAGUGUCCGCCCUGAGAUCGGUAGGUUGUGAGUUGAAACCCAGGCUGAGUCAUACCAAAGACUAUAAAAAUGGGGCCCAUUACCUCCCUGCUUAGCACUCAGCAUCAAGGGUUGGAAUUGGGGGUUAAAUCACCAAAAUGAUUCCCGGGCGCGACACCGCUGCUGCCCAUUGCUCCCCAUUGCUCCCCUCACCUCCCAGGGAGUGGAACAGGGGGAUGGGUCAAAUGCAGAGGACAAAUUUCACCACACCUAGUGUGUGAGACAAUCGUUGGUACUUAAACUUGUCUUUAACUUUCUUGGCAGAAGCAAUAUGUUAUAUAUAACAUUGUUCUGGCUACUUAAAAAGGAACUGCACUUUUUGCGGGGAAUUUGCCUAUCAUUCACAAUCCUUAUGUAAGACAAACACACAGGUAUUGUUUUUUUAUGCAUUCAAUAAAUGCGAGCAAAAGUCUGCUUACAAUGGAGCUUAUGGAAGUCGCUCUAUUCCUCUUUUAAAGCGUUUAAAAACAUCCAAACACCUCCAUCAUGGUUUUAUAUAUACGCUGCAAGUAUUUAUGUAAUGUAAUGUAAGGCACGGUACGUAUUUUCAUCAUUUGUAUGCAUUAAUUUGACUUAUGUUUGCGUUUUCCUUCCAACAACAGCACUGACUAUUACUCACUGCAGACUUCAUGAGAGCCAACAAGCAUAAUAAAACAUCACUUACUGUACGCCCUCGCCCAGCAGAGAGGUAGCAGCAUGGCUAACGUUAGCUGUGAUGCUAGCGGGUUGUUGCGAGAGAAAGAAGGUGUGAAUCUGGUAACAAAUGAAGGAAUAAUUAAUUCCCAAGAAAAACUGCACGGGGUCUAUAGUCUGGCAGUGGUUUGGCUUCAAGCAGGAAUAUGUCGAAUAGACAACUUUAAUUUGUCAAGUGUGGGGCACAAGCGUUGCUACCAAAAGUAGCAUCAUUUGAAAAGUCACCUGUUAAUAACUUUAAUAAACACAGUUUUGGUAAAUUGACUUAGUUGUGAUUUCCUUCUCUGCAUGAAAGUUUAAAAGUAGCAUAUAUUAAUGCAUUAUGAACAAGAAUGUUUUAAUGUAGACACAUAGAAUCAUCCUGCUGUGAUUAUAUGUAUCCAGUGUUCAUUCAAGGCUAAGGUAAAAUACCGAGAAAUAUAUCGUAUAUCGCGACAUGGCCUAAAAAUAUCACGGUAUUAGAAAAAGGCAAUAUUGCCAGGCCCUGACUUAAUGUAACUAACCUACUCAGUGGCCAAGUUGUUCGAGUGUCCGCCCUGAGAUCGGUAGGUCGUGAGUUCAAAUCCCGGCUGAGUCAUACCAAAGACUAUAAAAAUGGGACCCAUUACCUCCCUGCUUGGCACUCAGCAUUAAGGGUUGGAAUUGGGGGUUAAAUCACCAUAAAUGAUUUCUGGGCGCGACACCGCUGCUGCCCACUGCUCCCCUCACCUCCCAGGGGGUGAUCAAGGGUGAUGGGUCAAAUGCAGAGAAUAAUUUUGCCACAUCUAGUAUGUGUGUGACAAAUAUUGGUACUUUAACUUUAACUUUACUGUACAAUGUCAGCUGUCAAUAGGAUGCCGGCUGCUGGGAUGUUGAUAUAUUCCCAUUCAGGUAAAGAAUGUCUCAUAAUCCUUGAAAAGGAUUAAAAAAAAGGGUGGGUGCAAGCCAGCAUCUUUUAUGUCUUUCUCCCCAUUUCAGAGUCUAAAUUGGCUGUAAAACUUUAUGUCCACAUUAUUUUACUAUCAAGGUGAGAGGCAUAAUUUAUAAUCUGGAAUACACUUUUACGAGCUGCAGGGCGAGAAAGCAGCUCACCAGCUGAUGAUUCAGCAGCAGAAGGAAGUUGCCUCUCUCGGAUCAAUUCGCCGUUAAAUGGAGGUCCUUAAUGUUCGCGCUUACAAUAACAAGAUGGGUAAUAUUUGGUUAAUAUUCAGGUGACGACAUGUAAAUGGAGUAUUGUUUUUCCUUUUUGAACAGUUAUUUAGAAGGCUUUGCUGGCGGAAUAAAUGCACUUUUAGAAUGCAUUAAACAAAGACAGGUGUUGUGAUUGGUAGGCAACAUUCCAACAAAGUGCAGUUCCUCUUUAAGAGCCAUAUUAUUUUUAUUUGAGAGUACAAUGUUUAUUUUCUUUGUUUUAAUUUGUAAAAGUUUGUGUUUUUUUAAUGAUCUUGAAAAAAAAACCUGUUGGGUGCGUCACGUCCGGUUUAUUUGACAUCACCCAAAUUCACUUCCUGUUGUCGUAUUGCUUUGAGUAUCUAUCGAUCUCUUUGUCUAAGAGAAUACAGCCUGUGGGCUAACAAAUGAAUAUGGUGAAUGGGUUAUACUUGUAUAGCACUUUUCUACCUUCAAUGUACUCGAAGCGCUUUGACACUAUUUCCACAUUCACCCAUUCACACACUGAUGGUGGGAGCUGUCAUGCAAGGUGCUAACCAGGACCCAUCAGGAUCAAGGGUGAAGUGUCUUGCUGAAGGACACAAAGGUUGUGACUUCGUUGGCAGAAGUUGGACUCAAGCCUGGAACCCUCGAGUUGCUGGCAUGGCCGCUCUACCACCUGAGCCACGCCAUGACCAUAUAUCACAAUCUCUUAGUUGCUCGGACAGUAAUGUGUUUGUAUACAUUUCGAUCGGGGAAUGUCCUUUUUAAAUAGAGAAAGACGUUAUUGUCUCUUGUUUUCAUGCUAGCUUGUUCCUCCAGUAAAUGAAUAAUAGGGCUGCAAAUCUUUGGGUGUCCCACGAUUCGAUUCAAUAUCGAUUCUUGGGGUCACGAUUAGAUUCAAAAAUUUUUUAUUUUUUUUUCAAAGCAACACGAUUCUCGAUUCAAAAACGAUUUUUCCCCGAUUCAAAACGAUUCUGUAUUCAUUCAAUACAUAGGAUUUCAGCAGGAUCUACACCAGUCUGCUAACAUGCUAGCAGAGUAGUAGAUUUUUGUAAAAAGCUUUUAUAAAAUUGUAAAGGACAAUAUUUUAUCAACUGAUUGCAAUAAUGUACAUUUGUUUUAACUAUUAAACGAAACAAAAAUAUGACUUAUUUUAUCUUUGUGAAAACAUUGGACAAAGUGUGUUGUCAAGCUUAUGAGAUGCGAUGCAAGUGUAAGCCACUGUGACUUUAAUUGAUUGAUUGAAACUUUUAUUAGUAGAUUGCACAGUUCAGUACAUAUUCCGUACAAUUGACCACUAAAUGGUAACACCCCAAUAAGUUUUUAAACUUGUUUAAGUCGGGAUCCACGUUAAUCAAUUCAUGGUACAAAUAUAUAUUAUUAGCAUAAUACAGUCAUCACACAGGUUAAUCAUCAUAGUAUAUACAUUGAAUUAUUUACAUUAUUUACAAUCCGGGGGGUGGGAUGAGGAGCUUUGGUUGAUAUCAGUACUUCAAUCAUCAACAAUUGCAUCAACAGAGAAAUGUGGACAUUGAAACAGUGUAGGUCUUACUUAGUAGGAUAUGUACAACCAGCAGAGAACAUAGAGGGUUCAAAUAGCAUAAAAACAAGUAUAUACAUUAGUAAUACCUUUGCUUAUUUACAUUAGGUUGUUUAUAAUCCGGGGAGAUGGGACGUGAAUGGAGGAGGAUAUUAGUAAAGUGUUGAAGUUGCCUGGAGCUGUUGUUUUAGAGCGGUUUUGAAGGAAGAUAGAGAUGCACUUACUUUUACACCUGUUGGGAGUGCAUUCCACAUUGAUGUGGCAUAGAAAGAAAAUGAGUUAAGACCUUUGUUAGAUCGGAAUCUAGGUUUAACGUGGUUUAUGGAGCUCCCCCCGGUGUUGUGGUUAUGGCGGUCAAUUACGUUAAGGAAGUAGUUUGACAUGUACUUCGGUAUCAAGGAGGUGUAGCGGAUUUUAUAGACUAGGCUCAGUGCAAGUUGUUUUACUCUGUCCUCCACCCUGAGCCAGCCCACUUUGGAGAAGUGGGUUGGAUUGAGGUGUGAUCUGGGGUGGAGGUCUAAAAGUAACCGGACAAGCUUAUGACACUAAUGUCCUUUUUUUUUUAUUUGUAUAAAUGUCUAAUGAUAAUGUCAAUGAGGGAUUUUUAAUCAUUGCUGUGCUGAAAUUAUAACUAAUAUUGAUACUGUUCUUGAUAAUAUUCAUUUUUGUUUCACUACUUUUGGUUUGUUCUGUGUCGUGUUUGUGUCUUCUCAAUUUCUCUUUUUAUUGCAGUUCUGAGUGUUGCUGGGUCAGGUUUGGUUUUGGAAUUGGAUUGCAUUGUUAUGCUGUUGCUGUGUAUUGUUUUGUUGGAUUGAUUAAAAAAAAAAAUCGAUUUUUUUAAAAAUGAGAAUGGAUUCUGAAUCGCACAACGUGAGAAUCGUGAUUCAAAUUCAGAUGGAUUUUUUCCCACACCCCUAAUGAAUAGUGUCACUGGUUCUUGAGUUUAUCAGUGUUAUCAAUCACAGUGUUACGAUUAUUUUCAUUUAAAAUGGUCGUACAAACCGUGGGAAGUUUUAUCAUCCAUCCAUCCAUCCAUUUUCUACCGCUUAUUCCCUUUGGGGUCGCGGGGGGCACUGGUGCCUAUCUCAGCUACAAUCGGGCGGAAGUCGGGGUACACCCUGGACAAGUCGCCAUCUCAUCGCAGGGCCAACACAGAUAGACAGACAACAUUCACACUCACAUUCACACACUCGGGCCAAUUUACUGUUGCCAAUCAACCUAUCCCCAGGUGCAUGUCUUUGGAGGACAAGCAAACUCCACACAGAAUAAUAUAAUAAA
Messenger RNA from Nerophis ophidion (straightnose pipefish), 7585 nucleotides. RefSeq names its product ninjurin 1 (gene ninj1). Lineage: Eukaryota; Metazoa; Chordata; Actinopteri; Syngnathiformes; Syngnathidae. Gene Ontology annotation, cellular component: membrane. The record is from RefSeq and is a predicted model, not a curated record. The transcript has 3 exons. Gene Ontology annotation, biological process: tissue regeneration; cell adhesion. The coding region runs from base 120 to 494 and encodes 124 amino acids.